Molecule: messenger RNA, 1311 nt
Organism: Somion occarium
Lineage: Eukaryota; Fungi; Basidiomycota; Agaricomycetes; Polyporales; Cerrenaceae
Source: the annotation of a GenBank genome assembly
UAAAAUGGGCUUCCGGAUAUGGGAAGGGGAAUUUGGCCAUGUGUGUCGGCGAUUUGCCUUUCAACAGUCAUCGUUCACAAUCGAACCUUUGCGAAACAGCACAGAAACAUUCGUUUACACGCGUACAGGGAUGGGUGAAUCAAGGACAGAGCUGAUCGCAUGGAUCAACGACCUUCUCCAGGUCAAUUACACUAAGAUCGAGCAGUGUGGGACGGGCGGAGCGUACUGCCAGAUUGUAGACUCGAUCUUUGGCGAUGUACCCAUGACAAGAGUUAAGAUGAAUGCAAAGCACGAGUACGAGUUCAUUGCGAACUUCAAGAUCCUCCAAAACGCAUUCAGAGCACACAAGAUCGAUAAAGCCCGAUCCCCGUUGAGAAGUUAGUGAAAUGCAAGAUGCAGGACAACCUUGAGUUUUGUCAAUGGAUAAAGCGAUUUUGGGAUACCAACUAUGGCGGACAGGGAUAUGACCCUGUAGCCCGUAGACGAGGUGCACCGACCGACACACCUGCCACGAUUGCACCGCUCGCACCGUCCAAAGGACUUGGAGUUUCAUCGUCGCGGUCUGGCGGCAAGACUCCCAUCUCCGGACACCGUGCACCUUCGACGCAGCCUAGCGAGCUUAUUCAGUUGCGAACCCAACUGGCUGAGAUGUCUACACAUUUAGAGAGUUUAGAGAAGGAGCGGGAUUUCUAUUUUGCGAAGCUCCGUGACAUCGAGAUCCUCGUACAAGGACAACUAGAAGUCAACGAAGCAGAGAACUUGGAGACUUCACCCGUUCUCCAAGAUAUCCAGAAAAUCCUCUACUCUACUGAGGAGGGCUUCGAGGUUCCCGAACAAGAAGCUGCGGAUGAAGAGGAGACCUUUUAAUCUACUCCUUCGACCGCAUCUUCUUUCAUUCCAAUUCAUUGAUAUAAUACGUUCCCUUCAUCUGCAUCAAGAUAUCCGUCUAUACAUCCCCUGCAGCUUACAUUGACUAUCUUAUAUCCGCGUUCAUCCUAGUAAAGUGCCCUUUCUUACUUUUCUGAAUCUACCCUUUUACUCGGGGCAAAUUGUUGAUUUGUGCAGUACGCUCAUUUUUCACUUCUUGUCAAUACUGCGACGCCCGGAAUAGAAUCCGAGAAUGAAAGAGAAAAGCUGCUACAGCGGAUGAGCGUGCAUCCAGCGUGUUUCGAGUCAAUGGGACGGACAUUUAUUUGCAACAUGACCUCCCUGUCAGGCAGACGACGGACUCCAAGGACUCCGGAGUGGGGAGAUCAGGAAGAGGAUGAGAGGUAAGUGAACCGAAUGCACCAGUAAAUCCUGGCCUUGUAC